This is a messenger RNA of Botrytis byssoidea, 327 nucleotides long. RefSeq lists its product as uncharacterized. The transcript has 3 exons. Lineage: Eukaryota; Fungi; Ascomycota; Leotiomycetes; Helotiales; Sclerotiniaceae. The record is from RefSeq and is a predicted model, not a curated record. Bases 1 to 327 code for a protein of 108 amino acids.
AUGUCUUCCACCAACAACAACAACGGCAAAGGCAAAGGCACUUUCCCCAAGGAAGGUUUACCUAUCACCUUUAAACAAGGUAGUCAUUCACGUAGAUCCGCCGAUUUAGUGGCAGGCCAUCCAAAAACGACGGGCAGCUCUACAAAAACUUCUCAGGCCAGCUCUUCAAAACCUUCGGUUCAGAUAAGAGACGACUCCGAAUCUAAUUCUGAUAGGAGGGAGGAAGCCAGAAGGGGUGCUUACAAGGACCUCACAGGGCGUUAUCCAAGCAGCUCCGAUUCUGAUAAGAAAGAGAAGGAGAAGGGGAAGGCGAAGGCGAAGAAAUAA